AUGAUGUCCUGUUGCGAAGGCAUCAGUCAUUCAAAGGAACAGAAAAAGAUAAACAGAAUUAUUGAACAGACGCUCAAAAGGGACCGAAAGGAUGCCAGAAAUCAACUCAAACUGCUGUUGUUGGGAACGGGAGAGUCCGGCAAAAGUACUUUCGUUAAGCAAAUGCGAAUCAUUCACGACUCGGACUACACGGACUCCGAGAGGAAGGCAUACAUUGAAUACGUUUACCACAACAUCAUAAUCGCCAUUCAGACCAUCAUUAAAGCCAUGAGUGACUUGAAUAUUGAGUACGAAAAUCGUUUGAAUUACUCGAACGCAGAGCUUUUGGAUACCAUUUAUGUGGACUACAAGUCAUCCCAUUUGACACAACUGAGCGCACCGGUAGUGACGGCCAUCAAACAGUUAUGGGUUGACUCUGGAGUGCAAAAGUGUUACAAUCGGCGAAAUGAGUACCAAUUGAGUGAUUCGGCGAAGUAUUACUUCAAUGACAUCGACCGGCUGUCGGCGACCAACUAUAUGCCCACCCGUCAGGACAUACUGAGGGUUCGGGUGCCGACGACCGGUAUUAAUGAAUACACAUUUGAGUUGAAUUCUGUGCGCUUCCGAGUGGUGGACGUCGGGGGCCAGAGGUCUGAGCGGCGGAAAUGGAUCCACUGCUUCGAGAACGUGACGUCCAUUAUUUUCUUGGCGGCACUCAAUGAAUACGAUCAGAGGCUCUUCGAGUGCGACCACAGCUGCGAACAGAACCGGAUGGAGGAGUCGCAGGCCCUCUUCAAGACCAUAAUCACGUGCGAGUACUUCAUCAGCUCAUCGGUGAUACUAUUUCUCAAUAAAACCGAUUUGUUUGACGAGAAGAUCCAAAUGUCACAUCUCGUCGACUACUUCCCGGAAUAUGACGGCCCGACCAGGAAUGCCGACACCGCCCGCGAGUUCAUCCGAAACAUGUAUUUGGCUUUAAAUCCCUAUUCGGAUAAACAGAUAUACAGUCACUUCACGUGUGCCACCGAUACCGACAAUAUUAAGAAAGUCUUUGAGGACGUAAAACACACUAUACUUCAGAUACAUAUCAGAGAAUUCAUGUUAGCAUAG
Oppiella nova is the source of this 1089-nucleotide messenger RNA. Lineage: Eukaryota; Metazoa; Arthropoda; Arachnida; Sarcoptiformes; Oppiidae. The record is from the annotation of a GenBank genome assembly.